AUGCGUCGAAGCACCCGAGCUGCUUACAUCGCCAUUGUUAGUAACUCGGCCUUAAAGGACCAUUUUGCUAUAUGCCAGCAAAGAUCGAACUGCGUGCACUGCAAGUUUCUCUUCAAAUUCUUCGGCUACCACGCCAAAAGGUGCACUGAUGACACGUGCCGGGUGUCAUUCUGCUCUCGCAUAAAGCAGAAAUUUGCGUUGAAUGAAACUUUGUCACAUUAUAAGAGGCAUCAAGCUGUGGAUCUGCUACUCAAAAUAAUCUCAACGGACUACCUCAACUAUUUCGGGGGAGCUCAGGACAAAGCGGCAUACGCGGUCAAAGUGGAAACCUACAUUUACGAACGUGCGUUCACGCAGGACGAAUACUACCGUCUUCUGGCAGUUAAGAUGUGGGACAUACAGAUGGAUAUAGAUGAGAGAGUGGAUGAGAGAUUCGGUUAUUUUUGCGAUCGCCGCGACGUGGAGUCGAAGGCUAGUCAGACUGACGAUGUUCUCAUAGUCCCUAUUCCCCCGGAGGAGAACUAAAAAUUUAACAAGUCUUAAAAGUGUCUUAU
Molecule: messenger RNA, 554 nt
Organism: Cydia amplana
Lineage: Eukaryota; Metazoa; Arthropoda; Insecta; Lepidoptera; Tortricidae
Exons: 4
Coding region: 1-525 (174 amino acids)
Biological process (GO): regulation of DNA-templated transcription
Molecular function (GO): transcription coregulator activity
Source: RefSeq, a predicted model, not a curated record